AGGCAGUCAUGACAUGCCAAAAAAAGGUCACACUUCUCAGUCCUCCGGUAAUGUUUGCCUUUUUCAUGUGUUCCCUCCGCUGCCGUUACGAUGACAGCUCCAUCCAGCAAGAAUUAUUCCGCUUAGCUGGUGCGGAUCUGAUUAUGUAAGAGUGGAGCGUUGUGAGGCUGCUGCGACCUUGUGCACCGUCAGCACAGGGCUGCUUCUGUUGUGGCUGUCCGUCUGCAGGAUUUAGGAAUUCUACUUUUUAUAAUCUGUGCCAUAUUUGAUGCUCUGUUAAUCUGCUUAAUCUGGGCUCUGGAGCCGGGUGCAGGGUAAGAGGAAGAGGGACUCCUAUGUCAGAGUUUUAGGAUGGCCAGUGAAGGCUCCACUAUUCCCAGCCCCGUGGUCCGCCAGAUUGACAAGCAGUUCUUGAUCUGCAGCAUAUGUCUGGACCGCUACGAGAACCCCAAAGUACUGCCCUGCCUACACACCUUCUGUGAGAGGUGCCUGCAGAAUUACAUCCCGGCCCACAGCCUCACACUGUCGUGCCCCGUGUGCCGCCAGACCUCGAUCCUGCCGGAGAAGGGUGUGGCGGCAUUGCAGAAUAACUUCUUCAUCACCAACCUGAUGGACGUGCUGCAGCGGGCGCCGGACAGCUGCAGCCAGGAGGCCGCCGCUCUCAACAACAUCACCACCGUGGCCACGGGCCAACUGCUCUCCUGCCCCAACCAUGGAGGCAACGUCAUGGAGUUUUACUGUCCGCCUUGUGAGACGGCCAUGUGUCAGGAGUGUACGAGUGGCGAACACGGAGAACACCCAACUGUGCCUCUUAAAGACGUAGUGGAGCAACACAAGGCCUCGUUACAGGACCAACUAGAUGCUGUCAAGAAGAGGCUGCCAGAGAUCGACUCAGCCCUGCAGACGCUGUCGGAGAUCCUGCAGCAGCUGACCAAUCAGAAGAGCUCCAUUGAGGACGACAUCCAUACCACCUUUGAUGAGUUGCAGAAGACUCUGAAUGUCCGAAAGAGCGUUUUACUGAUGGAGCUGGAGGUCAACUACGGCCUCAAGCAGAAGGUGCUGCAGGCCCAGCUGGACACGCUGCUGCAGGGCCAGGACGGCAUCAACAGCAGCUGCAACUUCACGGAGCAGGCGCUGAGCCACGGCACCGAGGCCGAGGUGCUGCUGGUGAAGAAGCAGAUGAGCGAGCGCCUCAUGGAGCUCGCCAGUCAGGAGCUUCCUCUGCAGCCCGGAGAGAACGACCAGCUGGACUUCAUCGUGGAGACGGAGGGGCUGAAGAAGUCCAUCCACAACCUGGGGACCAUCGUCACCACUAACUCUGUGGCCUCGGAGACCGUGGCCACAGGCGAAGGGCUGCGGCACUGCGUGGUGGGCGUCCCCACCGCCAUCACCAUCACCACUAAAGACAAAGACGGCGAGCUGUGUAAAAUGGGCAACGCGGUCAUCACCGCGGACAUGUCGUCAGCUGACGGCAGCAGAGGGGAGGGGGAGAUACUGGACAACAAGAACGGCACUUAUGAGUUUCUGUUCACGGCUCCCAAAGAGGGGACUUUUAAUUUGUCGCUGCGUUUAUAUGACCAACAUAUCAAAGGAAGCCCCUUCAAAAUAAAGGCCACAAAGUCCAUAGACGUGUCGCCGACUUCAGACGGCAUCAAGAAGAGGCUGAAGUCUCCGGGCAGCGGGCACAUCAAGCAGAAGGCCAUCAAGAGGCCGGCCAGUAUGUACAGCACCGGGAGGAGGAAAGAAAACCCCAUCGAGGACGACCUCAUCUUCAGGAUCGGCACAAAGGGAAGAAACAAAGGAGAGUUCACUAAUCUGCAGGGAGUGGCUGCCUCGGCUCUGGGGAAGGUGCUGAUAGCAGACAGCAACAACCAGUGUGUGCAGAUUUUCUCCAAUGACGGCCUGUUCAAAAGUCGUUUUGGCGUCCGCGGCAGGACUCCGGGUCAACUGCAGCGGCCGACGGGAGUGGCCAUCCACCCAAACGGUGACAUCAUCAUUGCAGACUAUGACAACAAAUGGGUCAGCAUCUUUUCAAAUGAAGGCAAGUUUAAGAACAAGAUCGGCUCGGGGAAGCUGAUGGGCCCUAAAGGCGUGUCGGUGGACAGAAACGGACACAUCAUCGUGGUCGACAACAAGGCGUGCUGCGUCUUCAUCUUCCAGCUCAACGGCAAGCUGGUCACCAAGUUCGGUAACCGUGGCAACGGCGACAGGCAGUUUGCAGGUACACUCAAUGGGCCUCACUUUGCUGCUGUCAACAACAACAAUGAAAUCAUCGUGACAGAUUUCCACAACCACUCAGUCAAGGUGUUCAACACAGAAGGAGAAUUCUUGCUGAAGUUUGGUUCUAACGGCGAGGGGAACGGCCAGUUCAACGCCCCCACAGGAGUAGCAGUGGACGUCAAUGGAAACAUCAUCGUGGCCGACUGGGGCAACAGCAGGAUACAGGUGUUUGACGGCAGCGGCUCCUUCCUGUCCUACAUCAACACGUCGGCCGACCCGCUCUACGGCCCCCAGGGACUGGCUCUCACCUCCGACGGACAUGUUGUGGUUGCAGAUUCUGGCAACCAUUGCUUCAAAGUCUACCGCUACCUGCAGUAGCCCCACGAUCUCUCUCUCAGCGCACAAGACUCUACAUUGUACAUAAACGCACACACACACACACACAUACACAUGCACUUAUUAGAACUGGCCGAUUUGCACUCACCCCCCUACCAGUUCAUCUCUGAAUCACGCUGUCGUCGUCAUCGUGCCAUCUGUGCAAC
Molecule: messenger RNA, 2762 nt
Organism: Centropristis striata (black sea bass)
Lineage: Eukaryota; Metazoa; Chordata; Actinopteri; Perciformes; Serranidae
Gene: trim2a
Product: tripartite motif containing 2a
Exons: 12
Coding region: 352-2598 (748 amino acids)
Biological process (GO): proteasome-mediated ubiquitin-dependent protein catabolic process; negative regulation of translation; protein polyubiquitination
Molecular function (GO): zinc ion binding; translation repressor activity; ubiquitin protein ligase activity
Source: RefSeq, a predicted model, not a curated record